Messenger RNA from Chara braunii, 2341 nucleotides. Lineage: Eukaryota; Viridiplantae; Streptophyta; Charophyceae; Charales; Characeae. The record is from the annotation of a GenBank genome assembly.
GCGCGUCGAACUCUUGGGACCUUGUCCCUGUUACCAAUGAACAACGGGGCGAGGCCGGAUGAUGUGCCAGCGCCCUUCCCCCACCCAUCACCCUCGACGAAAGCACGAGUGCCUUGCUCGUCGAACGGUACUGGUUCCCCGACACCCAAAACUGGCACGGUGCCUUGCGCAUCACGCUGCGCUGCCACAGAUGGCCUGCCAUCAACGACUGCGGGAAUCGUUUGACGAAGCGGCGCAGGUGAGACUGCCGCCGGACGAGGGGGGAGGGGAGCAAGUGGUGCACAUGGAGAUGGCUCCACUUACGAGGGGGCGGCGGUCGACGGGGGCGGCAGAACGGUGUCCUUGGGAAAACGAAGAGGUGGCCAUUGAAAAGAGGGAUGACCUGGAUGGAGACUCUGCAAGGCCUGCACGGCAGAAGCCAAAUGUGCAGGACACUUGGACAUAUCCUUUGACCAAAUCGCGUGCCACACCGCCGGAGUCGCCACGGGGCAUCUAUACCCCUCGCCACGAAAAAAGUGCAUUGCUGAAUAAACUCCAGGCUGUUCGGGAAAAGUUCCUUCAGAUGGACAGCGGGCGGAGCAAUUCCACGGUACUUGUGUCAUCGAGCAAAAAAGGCAUGCACAUAUCGAGAACCGGUAGAGCCAUGUCGGCAGUGACGGGGGAUCGCAACAGCAACUCGCUGUUGAGAUCUGAGGAGAAGGCUUUUUCGAAGAGGGAAUUGCAGAUACCACAUGAGUCGAAUCAACAGCAGGCCAGAGAUACCCUAGGGAUUGUGUCCGAAGGUGUGCCGCACGAAGGUGGGGCCGCUGAAUGUGCCCUUCAAGCGAGAGAAGCACCGGGAAACGCCCACCGUGAGAUGAAUAGUGGGCGACAGGCAGCUGAGGUGCCGUGGAGAGGAGCUGUGGUACACCCACAGGCGUACAGUGGAAAGUUCAGGAGAUUGUUGGAGUUGUGUUCGUCUUGGGUGAUCGGCCUCGCCGCGCGGUUGGUAGCGAGGGCGAAUCUAUCCACGUUUCCGGCCAUCCAGAAGUGGGUAAACUGGGUCGACAUCAAAGGAACGAUUGGCGUGACCAUGGGGCUCGUCUUUGCCUAUGCAGUGAGUAAAGAAUGGGAGAGCUUGUCCAGGUCAGCCCGUACAGCGAAGGUUAUGGUUGCUCAGUAUGUGAAGGAUGCAUGGGCUUUGGCAUUCCAUGUCAACCUCAAUCCUGUAGCAGUGACCCAUGCUCGUCCGCGCAGCAGGGCUUUGACCGCAAGGCGAUGAGGUCGGGAUGGACAACGUUGCGACAUUGUCUGGACGUGUGGGGGUGUUGUUGCUCUGAUGUAUCACUGAGUCACCCGGGAUUUCAAUUCUGUUUGCCUCUGCCAGAUAUCUGACACUGACAAUAUUUACGACGACUGUUCUCGAAAACCGCGCACGGCGACGAGAGCUGCAGCGCAUCGCCUGUGCACUGUAUAGCUCAAGUUGCUCUUGCCUGGUCGGGUUGCCCGCCUCGCCGCCAUGUCGUCAGUUUCUCAGUUUCGCUCUGUCUUCCUGUAUGGCGUCGUGCUGUUCGGCUUUGUCUGCCUGUCUUCCCACCCCUGUACCAAGGAUUAAUAAAAAAAUUCUAAUACUGAUACAGAGAAUCUGAGAAAGCUCAAUUAACCCGUCGUUGGCUCUGCUCUGUUGAAGGAAGGUGCAAAGUUUGGGAAAGAAUUGUCUGCUCUGUCGAAGGAAGAGCCGGAACUUGGCAAUGAGUCGUGUCAAAUAAUGCUGAAUUAUCUCAACAUUAUUUUGUACAAGUACAUGGUCUUCUAUGGGUAGUAUUGGUACAUGAUUUGGUGUGGGUACAUGAUUUUCCAACGGAAAGUUGGGAAACGUUGUUCAGAACUUGGGGUCCCAUGUCAAGGGGUGUAUGAGUACAUGGUUUUGUAUGGGGUGUAUGAGUACAUGAUUUUGUAUGGGUACAUGGUUUUGUAUGGGUCCACGAUUUUGUAUGGGUACAUGAUUUUCCAACAGAAAGUUGGGAAACGUUGUUCAGAGCUUGGGGUCCCAUUUAAAGUGGGUAGUAUUUAGUUGGCGCUUCGAUUUAUGCAUUUUGGGUUUGAAAUUUGGAAUAGAGAGGGGGGGGGGGGGGAGGAUCAGAAGGGCUUCAUUUAUAUGCAGACUCGUUCUCCUGGCGGGUAGAUGUUACAGACUGCUGCUGUGAAACGCUGUUCAGGAGUUGGGGGUCCCAUGUCAAGGGGGGGCACUACUUAGCUUAGUUGGGUCUCCAGUUUUAUGCGUUUUGGGUUUGGAAGUUGGAAUUAAUGGGGAGGGAAUCUGAAGGGGGCUUUGUGCACAAUCACGCUUUGGCUUUGAAUA